GAAGAGGACAGGAUUUGGAAGCGCGCGUUUCGAUGCUGAUGGAUGCGGGUGUAUCUAAUCCAACUCGCGUCUCUGCUGCAUUCGCCUUCUUCUUCAUCUUCUUCGUCGCUGCGCACAAUGCCUCCAAUGAUUCCCAGGUCAAAUGCAGCAGAACUUGUGUCGCGGAGAACUGUAAUUCGAUUGGAAUUCGGUAUGGGAAGUAUUGUGGAGUAGGAUGGACAGGAUGUCCGGGAGAAAAGCCGAGCGAUGAUGUCGAUGCUUGUUGUAAGAUUCAUGAUGAAUGCGUGGAGAAGAAAGGUUUGACUAAUAUCAAAUGCCAUGAGAAGUUUAAGAGCUGCAUAAAGAAAGUACAAAAAUCUGGAAAGGUCGGAUUUUCUCGGGAUUGUCCUUACGAGACAGCUGUUCCUACUAUGGUACAGGGAAUGGAUAUGGCCAUUUUAUUCAGCCAAUUAGGUAACUCUAAGAUUGAACUUUAACUUUCGAGUGUUUGGGUAGGUGGUGUACUGCCCAUGUCAUUGUGCAUU
Messenger RNA from Tripterygium wilfordii, 524 nucleotides. Its product is annotated as probable phospholipase A2 homolog 1. The record is from RefSeq and is a predicted model, not a curated record. Gene Ontology annotation, biological process: pollen development; phospholipid metabolic process; pollen germination. Gene Ontology annotation, molecular function: A2-type glycerophospholipase activity; calcium ion binding. NCBI's taxonomy places the organism in Eukaryota, Viridiplantae, Streptophyta, Magnoliopsida, Celastrales, Celastraceae. The transcript has 4 exons. Bases 33 to 476 code for a protein of 147 amino acids.